This is a messenger RNA of Trichoderma gamsii, 1074 nucleotides long. RefSeq lists its product as hypothetical. The record is from RefSeq and is a predicted model, not a curated record. Bases 1 to 1074 code for a protein of 357 amino acids. The transcript has a single exon. NCBI's taxonomy places the organism in Eukaryota, Fungi, Ascomycota, Sordariomycetes, Hypocreales, Hypocreaceae.
AUGUCCUCACCAGUCUCCACCCCAGACGCCGAGACUACGCUCGGCAAGUUCCACUUGUUCGGCGAGCUUCCUACCGAACUCCGGCUUUCGAUAUUGGAGACUGCCGCCCGAAGCGCCAUGCCGGGCAUACAGUUCUUCGGAGCCAACUGGACGGGCGAGGCAGAGUCCGAAGGCCCGAUCGACCUCGAGCUCGUGGAGCCAAGAGUCCAGGAUAUUUCUGGUCCAUUUCGGAGCAGGGUUGAUGGCAAUCCAUCAACCUAUAACCAAGAUUUCGGUCUCUGGAUGGCAAGUUACGAGUCGCGCGACUUUAUGUUGCGCCAUUACCAACGUCUCGAAAACGCCAUCGCUGAAGAGGAAGACCCCAAUACCCUCUUCGGUGACCAGAGCCACUUCGUGGUCUUGGGAGGAGACCGUUUCUCCAAAGUCUUCCCCAAACAAGAUCUCCUCUGCCUUCAGCCGUUCCAGACGUCUCUUGAUUAUGGAGACUUGCCCUUUUUCCGCGAGGACAGCCCCUACAAGGUCAAGAACCUCGCGUUGGAAUAUGACCCCGCGUGGAUGAACGGCCUCGUACAGGCCCGAACGGAUGGGGCUAGAGCGCAGGCUCGGGCAGAUAUUUGGAGGGAAGACAGCCCUCGUGGAGUCUUUAUCCGGUCUCUAUGGGCGAUGGCAGAGCGUACCGGGCCCGCCAACAUGACGUUGUGGCUCAUUGACUGUUCCCUUCGGCGACUGGAAAUGCCAUCCAACGUCUUUCUGCCUGACUCCGACUCCGACUCCGACUCCAACAAGAACAGCGCCAGGAACGACGACGCCGCCAAAGAUCGCUCCAAAAAGGCCGAACCAGAGCCUAGGGUGUUCCAGUCAAUGGGCGCACGUUGUGUCGAGGCCAAGGACUUGAGUGAGUGCGUGUACGCCGCCCUCAAGCCCAACACGGCAUUCCACUUCCUCCACGAGCUCCAGAUAAGCGUUGGCUUCAACAUUGACUGGAUGAUCAGCGUCCGACGCAACCAGGAUGCGAUACCAUUGCCAAACGGCCUGGAGGAUCUGGUCAAGGUCUUGUGCGUCGAGCCGAAUUAG